CAUUAAAUUCGUAGACUCGGUGCGAAAUUCGGGUGAAAGAACCUCGAGGACCGAAUAGAGGUCAAGCGGAAAGAGAAAGAAAAUAUUAACGGUCGGAGGGAAACCGACCUACUUUUUGUUUCGUAGCGGAUAGUGCUCACUAUCGGUUCUCAAGUCAUUUGACAAAUUACCGGUGCGUCGUGCUUAUCGCGAAUUAAUACAUAUAUAAAUUUUUCAGUUUUGUUAUUACUCAAGUAAAGUAUAAAGGAUUGAUGUACUUCACCGCUUCAUCACAGUUGAGUAGGAAAUACUUAUUCGGGUUAAAAACAGCUGUGUACGUUUAUCGUACGUUAGCGAAUCAAUCAACUUUGAAUUGGAUAUUAUUUUAUAAUAAGUGUCAGAGUCUGUACAGUGUGACAUGUUGCGAACGUGAUACGCCUUGUAUUUGUACUUGGAAUUGUUUUACACGUAGCCAAAGAAAGAAUUAAUCAUGCCGAAGUACCAAUUGCUGGAUGCUGCGAGGACCGAAGAGAUAUUAAAGCUCUUCGAUGGUCAGAGAACUGGCUGGGUUCAGGUUGGAGAGAAGAAAUGGUUCUUCCCGUAUAAAUAUGUCGAGCAAGGAGAAAAAUUCUUCAAUUUUCGAGCCAAGCCCGAUGACACGUGGGUUCUGUCGUAUCCAAGAUCUGGUACUACCUGGACCCAGGAAAUGGUGUGGCUGCUGUCCAAUGAUAUGGACUUCGAAACAGCUAAAACUAUUCAGCUGAAUACACGAUUCCCUUUCUUGGAGUUCAGCAUGUUCGUUCACGAUGAAUUGAUGAAGGAGUUCCUGGAGAUGAACAACGGUGAUCCAAUUAAACAAAAGUUUUGUAGGGACAUGGCGAAGCCUGGUUACGAAGAGGUUGCAAGGUUACCGUCCCCUAGGUUCAUUAAAUCCCAUUUUCCAUUUAGCUUGCUGCCUGGUAUUUUGGACAGUGGCUGCAAGAUUGUUUAUGUUGCUCGCAAUCCAAGAGACGUGGCUGUGUCCUGGUAUUUUUUGAAUAGAAGUUUCAAGACCCAAGGAUACGUGGGUGACUUUCCAACGUUUUGGGAAUAUUUUCGGAACGAUCUAACUUGGAGUCCAUACUGGGAACACUUGAAGGAAGCCUGGGAACAAAGACAUCAUCCUAAUGUAUUGUUCAUGUUCUAUGAAGAAAUGCACGAGGACUUUAUCAAAGCUAUUAAAAAAGUAGCAGCUUUCUUAGGGAAGUCGUAUCCUGACGAGAAGAUAUCACAGUUGGUGCAAUAUUUGGAUAUAAAAAUCUUCCGAGAGAAUAAAAUGGUGAAUUGUUAUGAGAUGAAGGAGUGCGGUAUCAUGCACAAUGGCACCUUCAUCAGGAAAGGAGGUAACGGAGGCUGGAAAGACUGGUUCAACACCCCGGAGCUGGAAAACUCAGCGAACAAGUGGAUCGAAGAUAACCUAAAAGACACAAGUUUGCGGUUCCCUUGUGUGAAUAAUAAUGAAUAAGCGUUAAUUAUCCUAAGCUAAAUUUAUUAGUCUUACCAAUAAUUCUUACAUAUAAUACAGUAGAUUAGGUAAGGGAGAUAUACAUUUUAAGAUUUACCUUUGAA
Orussus abietinus is the source of this 1587-nucleotide messenger RNA. Its product is annotated as sulfotransferase 1C4. Gene Ontology annotation, cellular component: cytoplasm. The transcript is spliced from 6 exons. The record is from RefSeq and is a predicted model, not a curated record. NCBI's taxonomy places the organism in Eukaryota, Metazoa, Arthropoda, Insecta, Hymenoptera, Orussidae. Gene Ontology annotation, biological process: sulfation. Bases 470 to 1483 code for a protein of 337 amino acids. Gene Ontology annotation, molecular function: sulfotransferase activity.